Messenger RNA from Aspergillus niger, 378 nucleotides. RefSeq lists its product as hypothetical. The coding region runs from base 1 to 378 and encodes 125 amino acids. Lineage: Eukaryota; Fungi; Ascomycota; Eurotiomycetes; Eurotiales; Aspergillaceae. The record is from RefSeq and is a predicted model, not a curated record. The transcript is spliced from 2 exons.
AUGUCGAUGGAGUACUCCGUGGGUAGAUCGCUACAGACUACUAAAGUAAUCGGGGGAAUUAUUUACCUACUAACUGGUUACUCUGGACUCUGCACUCCUACUAAAGAUGCGCCCAGCUUCAGCCCUGAGUAUUGCAGUCCCAAUCGGGUAUCGGGUGAUGCGGCUCGUCUCGUCAGCUGGACUCCUGAACAGACAGACGGUUCUUUGCUUUUUAGUCUCCCUCCUGGUUUGUUUCAACCCGGCUCAUCCUCGUGCCUCGUGCUGAACAUAUCCCAGCCUCACGCUUGUGGAUGUGGGUCGGCGGAGAUCGAACAUCAAGUCAGUUGUUCCUGGCAGCGUUUUCCCACCAGAUCUACUGCUAAGACCGAUCUAAAGUAA